This is a messenger RNA of Tachysurus fulvidraco (yellow catfish), 3599 nucleotides long. RefSeq names its product proton myo-inositol cotransporter. The record is from RefSeq and is a predicted model, not a curated record. The coding region runs from base 264 to 2219 and encodes 651 amino acids. Gene Ontology annotation, cellular component: membrane. The transcript is spliced from 10 exons. NCBI's taxonomy places the organism in Eukaryota, Metazoa, Chordata, Actinopteri, Siluriformes, Bagridae. Gene Ontology annotation, molecular function: myo-inositol:proton symporter activity. Gene Ontology annotation, biological process: transmembrane transport.
UAACCCCUCUCCACCCCCAGCCCCGCGUCUCUUAUCCGUCCGCACGCGCGACUUUGGAUCACCAGGAUGUUUAUGAUGAUGCUGAUGCUGAUGCUGUUUCUGCGCGAUGCAAAGAUUUGAGCUUAAAGAAGACAAACGUCGGAAAAUAGCCAGUUCUUAAAAAAAAAUACUUCUGAGAAUAUUAAAAAGACCCAACAGAUUUGGGAUAUACACUUUUUACACAAUCCGAUUUGUUACUAUUUGAAACAUUUGCUUCCCUACUUAUGUCCCGCAAAUCCUCCGUACAUGACUACACCCUCCGCAGCAUGACCAACCUGAUGGGCGAGAGGAGGAAGAAAGCGGGAGGAGGCGGCGAUGACGGCGGGGAACGGACGCUCAUCACCGCUCCGUCUAACACGAGCCUCACGAGCCUGACCGCCUCCGCCUCCUCGCGCGCAUCCUCCGAAGCCGCGUGCGCUGCCUCCACCGGAGACUUAGAGCGCGCUGCACGGAAGAACUUCCAGCGUGAUGGUGCGCCGGCCUACGUACGCGUGUUGGCGCUUCUCUCUGCGCUCGGCGGCUUCCUGUCCGGAUACGACGCUGGUGUGGUGUCCGGAGCCAUGUUGCUCCUCAAGCGGGAGCAAAACAUCACGCUGCCGUGGCACGAGCUGCUCGUCUCGGGCACUGUAGCCGCCGCCGCUCUCUCCGCUUUCGCUGGAGCUUUUCUGAACGACGUGUUCGGCAGAAGAACAUGUGUACUGCUCGCCAGCUUCGCCUUCUUUAUCGGCGGGAUCGUGAUGGGCUCUGCGCCAAAUAAAGAGGCUGUUUUAAUCGGCAGGCUUAUUGUCGGUAUCGGCAUCGGAAUCAGCUCCAUGACUGUUCCUGUAUAUAUUGCUGAGUCUUCACCGCCGCAAAUGAGAGGACAACUGGUCACCAUCAACACACUCUUCAUCACAGCAGGCCAGUUUGUGGCCAGCCUUAUUGAUGGAGCAUUCAGCUAUGUACAACAUGGAGGAUGGAGAUAUAUGCUGGGCCUGUCAGCCUUGCCUGCUCUGGUGCAGUUCCUGGGAUUCCUCUUUUUGCCUGAAAGCCCUCGUUGGCUCAUCCAGAAGGGUCUUACCCAGAAGGCUCGGCGUGUGCUCAGCCAGAUUCGAGGCAACCAGAACAUUGACGAGGAAUAUGACAGCAUCAAGAGCAGCAUUGAGGAAGAGGAGAAAGACGGUGCAGGAGAGGGCCCAGUGAUUUGGCGUAUGGUGACCUAUCCUCCUGCCCGGCGUGCGCUCAUUGUGGGUUGUGGACUUCACAUGUUCCAGCAGCUCUCUGGCAUCAACACAGUGAUGUACUACAGUGCCACCAUUUUGCAGAUGUCUGGAGUGCGGGAUGAUAAACUGGCAAUCUGGCUGUCCUCACUGACCACAUUUACUAACUUUCUGUUCACACUGCUGGGUGUGUGGAUGGUGGAAAAGGUGGGAAGAAGAAAACUGACUCUUGGCAGCUUUGUUGGGACUUGUUUAAGUCUAUGUCUCCUGGCUGUUGGAUUCCUGCUCUCUGCUCAGCACUCUCCCCCUGUCACCCUUCAUAAUGCUGACCAUCCUCUGGCCAACACCAGCUGCUCCACAUAUCUGUCAUGUGAACUGUGCAUGCUGGAUCCAAGCUGUGGCUUUUGCUACCAGCAGAACAGCACCGCUGUGUUCGCUUCCUCCUGUGUGACAGUCAAUCAGGCCUCCACAGAGAGAGCAGCGUGGGGCAGGUGCUCAAACUCCAGCUCCAACAGUUUUUGGGCUUAUAAUUUCUGCCCAACCUACUACUCUUGGGUGGUUCUCCUGGGUCUUAUUCUUUACUUGGCUUUCUUUGCUCCAGGACUGGGCCCAAUGCCAUGGACUGUUAAUUCAGAGAUUUACCCGCUGUGGGCAAGAAGCACAGGCAACGCCUGCUCAGCUGGUGUGAACUGGACAUUCAACGUGCUAGUGUCUCUGACUUUCCUACACAUAGCGCAAUACCUCACCUACUAUGGUGCAUUCUUUCUAUACUCGAGCUUGGCUCUGCUGGGCUUCUUCUUCGUUUACGGCUGUCUCCCUGAGACGAAAGGCCGUCGGCUAGAGGAGAUCGAGUCGCUGUUUGAAACCCGCCUGUGCUCUUGUGGUGCAUCAGACUCAGAUGAGGGCCGGCAGGUGGAAUACAUCCGGGUUAAGGGAUCAAAUUAUCACCUGUCAGAUAAUGAUGGUUCAGAUGUGGAGUAAACUUCAGGUGAAAGGUCAAAGAACACUCAGUAGAUCCUCUCUCAGCUCUGCACGCGGCAUGAAGAGAAGAGCUUUUCAGCUUCACCCCACCAUGACAUCAGGCCCAUCUGUAGCAGUCAGGCUUCAUCUUACAAAUGCUGCACUCCACGUUAAGGGAUAAAUGGAAUUGACAUAUCCAAACAUACAAAUACAAUAACAGAGCUACACCUGCUUUUGUGAGAUGUCAUUUAAAAGUAUUUGAGUUGGAUACUGCAGUGAUCAGAGAUACUGACAGUAUAUUGACAAAUGUUACACAACUUUUACUGUUCUCACUGAAGUACAAUGUGUUUGCUACAGUAUACAGACCAACUGUCAGUCGAUUAUGGUAGUCUUAUGUUUUUGUGAAGAUGCUAGGCUUUGGCAUUUGCAACGUCCUCUUACCACAGCGUUCAGUUCAUUUAUGCAAACAACAUUUUGUGAAAUAGUUCAAAUUUUGUAGCAUAGCAUGGGUUGUAACCUGGAUUGUCUUAUGCUGUUUCAAGGAGCAGCUAUUUUAUCACAAAAUUGUAUUUGGAGCUGAGAGUGUUGGAGUUGAUUUGUUCAGAAUUUAGAAACCGAAACAUUUUUGCAUUCCUUUAGUGUAUAAUGACCUCCUUAGUCUGUUUUUCAUAUCUGUACUCAACUCAAACCCAUGUAUAACAUUGUUAUUUGAUUCAACUUAAUUUAGUCUUCCUCAUAGCCUUGUGUACAAAUGGCUUUGCAUCUCAUUGCUCUCGUCCAUGUAAGAGUGGAAAAUGUUUUGACGAGUAGUGUAAUAUCCAAUGUUAUGUUUAUAUUGUACUGCCGUGAGUAAACACCUUGAUAGUUUGGUACACAUAGAAAAGUGCCAAGCAGACAUAUUGUGGCUAUAUGUGUAACAAAGCAUUAAUGGGUAUUGUAAAAGCAACAAUAUCAAACAAACUGACACAAGCUCGUUUUAAUGCUAUUACUGUUGAAUGUGUAAUACGUGUUUGUUCACUGUUAGCACAAACAGAUAACAUAAUUGUGUUUCAUGUUUAACACUAAAGUAUGCUGAGUUUCCCAAAGGCAGAAGCACACUAUAGAGCGGUUACUUCAGUCAGGUUUUAAUCAGGUAUGUUUAUAUCAGUUCUGAUUAUUGCAGUGAGAGAGAGAAUGUUUCAGAAAGUAUAUUAAUGCCAGUUUAUUUGGAAUUUGUAAGAGUUUUACUGACCAGACGUUAGGGUGUGCACAUCUUUUAGAAUGUAUUUGAUGCUGUGGAAGGUUUUGAAGUCAACAAGUCAUUGUGAUUCUUUGAUGAGAGAGAUCUAAUCUAUCUUGUGGGUGUGUGUGUGUUUUCUAUGUAAAAUUAGUACUUUUAUUACUAUUAUUAUUAUCAAACAG